AUGGCUCCAACUAAAAUAGAAGAUUACUCUCUAAAUGAAAGAGAAAAUAUUAUUAAAAAUUUGAAAAGUAAUUCAAAUGUUAAACUAGAUAAUGUCAUGAAAUGUUUAUACAACAAAGAUAUUACCAUCAAAAGAAACCCCCCAAUUGCUGAAUUAUACGAAGAUGGUUUGAAAGAAGAUUCAACCACUUUAUCUUCCACUGGUGCUUUAAUGGCCUACUCAGGUGUCAAAACUGGUAGAUCUCCAAAGGAUAAGAGAAUUGUCGAAGAACCUUCUUCAAAGGAUAACAUAUGGUGGGGUCCUGUCAACAAACCAUGUUCAGAAUUAACCUGGUCCAUCAACAGAGAAAGAGCAAUCGAUUAUUUGAACACUAGAAAAAUCUUGUACGUCAUCGACGCUUACGCAGGCUGGGAUGCAAAUUACAGAAUUAAAAUCAGAGUUGUUUGUGCAAGACCAUACCACGCCCUAUUCAUGAACAACAUGUUAAUUAGACCAACCACUGAAGAAUUAGAAAAUUUCGGUGAACCUGAUUUUACCAUUUGGAAUGCUGGUUCAUUCUAUGCCAACUCUUUAACCAAAGAUAUGACUUCGAAAACUUCUAUUGAAAUUAACUUUAAGUCAAUGGAAAUGGUAAUCUUAGGUACCGAAUACGCUGGUGAAAUGAAAAAGGGUAUUUUCACUGUCAUGUUCUACUUAAUGCCUGUCUAUCACAACGUUUUAACUUUACAUUCUUCUGCUAACCAAGGUGUUAACAAUGGUGAUGUCACUUUAUUCUUCGGCCUAAGUGGUACUGGUAAGACAACUUUGUCUGCCGAUCCACACCGUGAAUUGAUUGGUGACGAUGAACAUUGUUGGUCAGAUCAUGGUGUCUUCAAUAUUGAAGGUGGUUGUUACGCUAAAUGUAUUGGUUUAACUGAAGAAAAAGAACCAGAAAUUUUCAAUGCAAUUAAAUUUGGUUCAGUAUUAGAAAACUGUGUUUACGAUGAAAAUACUCAUGUUGUCGAUUAUGAUGAUAGCAGAAUUACAGAAAAUACAAGAUGUGCUUACCCAAUUGACUUCAUCGAAAGUGCAAAGAUUCCAUGUUUGACUGAUAAACACCCAACUAAUUUGAUCCUGCUAACUUGUGAUGCUUCUGGUGUUCUACCUCCUGUUUCAAAAUUGACUCCAGAACAAGUUAUGUACCACUUUAUUUCUGGUUACACAUCAAAGAUGGCAGGUACUGAACAAGGUGUCACUGAACCAGAACCAACCUUCUCUGCAUGUUUCGGUCAACCAUUCUUAGCAUUACAUCCAAUGAAAUAUGCUCAAAUGUUAGCUGAUAAGAUGAACCAUCACAAAGCUUCCGCUUGGUUGAUCAACACUGGUUGGACUGGUGCCUCAUACACAGCUGGCGGUAAGAGAUGUCCAUUGAAGUACACAAGAGCUAUUUUGGAUGCAAUCCACAAUGGUUCUUUGGCUAACGAAGAAUAUGAAACAUUGCCAGUAUUCAACUUGCCAAUUCCAAAGAAUGUCGAAAACGUCCCAAGUGAAUUAUUGAACCCAUCAAAGACAUGGAGUGAUCCAGAUGUUACUUAUUCACAAGCUGUUAAGAAAUUAGGUUCAUUAUUUGUUCAAAAUUUCACCAUCUAUCAAGAUCAAGCUACCGACGAUGUCAUUGCAGCUGGUCCAGCCCUAUAA
Molecule: messenger RNA, 1677 nt
Organism: Vanderwaltozyma polyspora DSM 70294
Lineage: Eukaryota; Fungi; Ascomycota; Saccharomycetes; Saccharomycetales; Saccharomycetaceae
Gene: PCK1
Product: phosphoenolpyruvate carboxykinase PCK1
Exons: 1
Coding region: 1-1677 (558 amino acids)
Biological process (GO): gluconeogenesis
Cellular component (GO): cytosol
Molecular function (GO): phosphoenolpyruvate carboxykinase (ATP) activity; ATP binding
Source: RefSeq, a predicted model, not a curated record